AUCAACGGACAUUUGUGUAGAUCACGUUGAUUACAGCAUCUUCGACAGAAUGCGCCUUAAUGACAGUCGAUCACGCCGUGACUGCUUAGUUCGGUCUCUGCUUUCCGAAUGUUAGAAAGCAAUUUAAGAGUGUUUUUUCGGAGUUUAGUUUACUACUUUCAAGCUGGACAGGAUAAGUCUUCACAUUCAUCAGAGGGAAGCUGAACAGGACGCGGCAAUAAGGAUUUUGAACUAGGCUUCCUUAGGUAUUCGCAUCGCAUUCUUCUUGGGUUGCUGCAACAGUUUGCAAUGGUCGUCUGCUGUCGAUAUCCUGCGCGAGACCGAGGUUGCUUAUUGCAACGGGGGGUUUUGGUGCCGCAGAUUUUGUGAUUGCUUGCGACUUGGAGGAGGAAAGAUUGUUCAAAGCCAAUGAGAUUCGUGGACACCGCGCAGCCAUUCGCAUGAUGUUGCAUUCUUAUUCAAGAGCAUAAAGAGGUUUGUCUGUUGUUUAUACUCGAGCUGAUUUUCGUCUUACUAUUGCGGAGGAGAUUUGAGUCUCCGAGUGUCUCCGUGAUUUGAUCAAAAGGCACUCACCGACUGCGACGUCCUACAGCUAAUACUGUAAACUUCGAUGUGAGCUUGCAAGAUACUUUCAAACAUCUACGCGAAUCGAUUUUCAAGUGAUUUCUCUACUCGUAAAUCCUGCGGUUGACGUAUCAACCUUCAGACAUGAAGCAGGAGUAUGCGCCGACUUCGACCAAGUCAGGAUUACUCCAUGCAGGGUCACGGCAGCAGUUGACUGGACCUUUUGUGACUGUGGGAGUCACAAUGUUAGCAAUUUCACUCGUUCUAUUCUACACUCAAACUGUCGUCGUCGGACCCAACGCUGCUGCAUGGUUACCCUUGAGCUUGCCAACGCUUGGAAGCAAUAAGACCAUUUCAGGACAUCACUUCCCAACUGCAACAGUACCAUUUCUGAACAUCACUGGAAUGAUCAUCGAUGAGCUGGCGAGAAACGGAUCUGGGCCUUGCUAUGAUGAACACACAAACCGCACAAAAGUGAUCGGAUUGCCAGAGACUGCGGAUGUCAUCUUCCUGCCGACAAACGUUGUGCACAGAUUUUGGCUGCAAUCUCUCAACAGCGCCGGGCAAGCACGUUGUGCAGGCGGGGAUUACUACGAAGUGGACCUCUCCAACUCUUUGUGGAGGUCGCGUCCACCCACUAAGGACAUGCAGAACGGCACUUACCAAGUGGAAUUUUUGGUUUCCGACGCAUUCGCCGGACAGUACAACCUCACAGUGAUCCUGCUUUACGACGCUUAUCAUGGAGUUGACUUCGAUGGCGAAAAAUGGUUCAUCAACAAACAAACUGUCUUCCUCCAUUUGCACUUCGUUACCGAAGCCGACCUUGCUGCAAAGUACUCUUCUCAGGCCACUGCUUCGACGCAGCAGACACCCACUACAGAUACUGACAAUCUGGCUAACUUGAAGCGAUGUGGACCCACGGAUUUUGUGAGUCCGGAAUGGUCGGGGCGGUGGACUCGGCCCAUGGAUAACGAUUCCUGCCUUCCUGAUCAUAUAGGUAGAUAUAAACACUGCUUUUCUGAUUCAAGUAUCUCCUGCAGAAAUCCAAGCUGGUGCUCCGGUAAUUUGUCAAGGCUGGAAAGCCUGGGAUGGUCCUACUCCGCCCACUGUGCCUUUCACAUCUUUGAGCUUCAGGAAGCGUGGGACUGUCUGGACGGGCGCUGGUUGUUCUUCUGGGGUGACUCCAACCACCAAGACACACUCCGAAACCUGUUGUACUUUGUCCUCGGCAUUAUGCCAGCGCUUGGAAGACACAGGGUCGAUCAGUUACAGAUUGAUCGGGCCUACCAGAAUUUUUUACGAAAUCCUAACAAUCCAAACCAAUCAUUCCGCCUAACGAAUGUAUUUAACGGGCACGAGUUGGUGGACUAUAAUGGAAUAGGUUUGGACGCGUUGGACAACCAAGCUUAUCGUGAUUACGUCGCGGAAUUCUUCAAAGGGAACGACUACCCCGACACCAUAGUUCUGAAUUCUGGGUUGCACGAUGGUGUGCGGCAUUUCAACAUCCCCAAUUUCGCAAGGAAGGCGAACAACGCUAUGGAAUAUUGGGGCAAUGUUCUAGGAAACGUGACAGGAGAGCCGCCGCUAAUGGUGUAUCGGACCACUGUAGCUCCCGCUGGAUUAUCUAAAGCCAUGAAGGGGAAUCCACACAAGAUGGAAGUCUUCAACAAGAUCCUUACCGAGAAGGUGAGAUCGCGCUUCCCCAACGUUGGAUUCGUGGACGACUUCGACAUGACGUUUCCAUUUCAUUACAACAACAACUACAGCGACGGCGGUCACUAUGGCCGUCCCCCAGACGGCCAUCACUAUUACUUUGUGGAUAUCAUGCUAUGUCACGUCCUCCUCAAUGCCAUCUGCCCUCUGCCAUCAUGAGUUUUCUUUCGGUGCUUCCACUCUCAAAAUCUCUCAACGACAUCCGACAGGUGCCCGUCGGAAUGUUUUAUCUCUUAGCAUUUAGUGAAUCUUACAGUUCAUGCGACUUGACCCAGUUUCCGAGUCACAUUGGUGUGAUCUGCAGUGCAUCCUGCCAACAAAUUACAUGCCCAGUUAGCAGGGAUGUAGAACAGUUUUGGAGUAGGUUUAGAUUGCAGUGCAAGGAUUAGAGAUGAAGUAGCAAUCAUUCUCAGGUAGCCUCCGGUCAACCGCCAUUGGGCACGAACUUCCGAAUGUGACAACUCUAGUCGCGUAUUUAGAAGCGCUACAUGAUUGCAAGCUAUUUAUAGCAAAAACGGUUGAGCUCAUUCGUCAGAGAUUAUGACGCAAGUUGCAAUAAAAUAUCAGCUACGAUCCUCAGACCUGCCUUCUGCUACGCAAUCAGAUUCCAUUGACUCACAUGCUCUACAAAAGCUCCCAACACGAAGAGUAACCGUUGUGUUAGUUAGUGUGGGGAUCUGGCAAAUGUAUGGGGGAAUGGGCUCCAGUGGUUCGGCCUUGGGCGGGACCAGGGGCACGGAACCUAUGAUGACCCGGCCCUCUAUUGAUUUUGCCUUUUGUUUGUGCCUCGUGAUCUGAUAGGUUCCGCUGUUUUGAGCUGGAGGUGAGUGACUUGGGAUUUUUCGUUGAGUCGGAGACGAUGGCAGGAUGAGGAUGAGGCAGAGGAAGAGGGGCUCGUUGUCGAAGGUGUGCUCCUUGCUGGAGGAGUAUAUGUGGGUGCAUCUCGGUGUGGUUGAAUCGAACAGUAGACUCAGCUUGUUGUCAGGUAUUGAUCUGGUUCGGAAAGACGUCGCAGGGUAUUCAAGGGUUCUGUGUAGGGAAAACGUGGAGGAUAAAUAGGAUGGCGUAGGGUUUUGUGGUUUGAUGUCUCUUUCAGAGCUGAGUUAUGUCAGUUUUUAGAGCCUUGUCUUGCAGCUUUCCAUCCUUUCUCCUCGAUGUACAUAGAACUUGAUUUUAAGAAUUUCGAAAAUCGCCAGGAUUGCGUGAGUUUUUAGAUUCUAAAAUCCCGUGGUGCUUCUUAGAUGUGUCUGAUGUUGUGAAUGUAGUCACGAGUUUGCAGGGACUUCGAGCGUGUGCAUUUGGAGGAGCAUGACGAAGGACUGUGAACUAGAGUUCAUAUUGAGCGAAUUGUAGUUUUGUGAAUUAGGGUUGGGUUUUAUUGAAUAAUGUCACCAGUUGCCUAAGGUUGGAGUUGCUUGUUGGCUAGUGCAACAGCUCAAUACUCACGUAAAGUGGUAUGCUGUGUGCAAUGUAACAGUGUACAUUUCAA
Physcomitrium patens is the source of this 3766-nucleotide messenger RNA. Lineage: Eukaryota; Viridiplantae; Streptophyta; Bryopsida; Funariales; Funariaceae. The record is from RefSeq and is a predicted model, not a curated record.